Molecule: messenger RNA, 2033 nt
Organism: Chrysemys picta bellii (western painted turtle)
Lineage: Eukaryota; Metazoa; Chordata; Testudines; Emydidae
Source: RefSeq, a predicted model, not a curated record
CCAAUCAGUGCCUAGGCUCCUAACUCAGGUCUUUGUGGAUCAGGGCCUAACUAAUUCAUCAACUAAUAGAGAAACAUCUUCCCCUCACAGGUGUUUAUGCUGUUUCUCUCUUUUCCCUACAAACAAGUUAAUCAUUUUGGGGUGUGUGGGUGUGUAACUGAAUCAUUAAUAAUCCAGGUGGAGCUCAAAUGAUCUAGAGUAGACACUGCUAAUGAGUGGUUAUUACUGAAGGGUUUAAAGAGUAGUUUCUACAAAAAGAGGAAUCUGUUAGAUUCAGAUAGUAGUGUUCCUGGGCAGGAGAAUAAGUAAAGAAUUUGGCUAAGGUAAAAGUGUGUUUGUUUCUCACAAGGGAAAGUAUACCUUAUUUUAGGGGGGGGAAAGUGUCUCUUCUCUAAUGAUCUAUUAAUUUUGGUUUAAGUAGACCUUAAGUAGCUGUAUUUGACGUGUAGUGCAAGGCAGGUUUCUAAACAAAAUAACUUCAGUUGCUGUUACUAUUCUGUGUCAAUGUAAAUCACUAGUUUAGCUUCUAUUUUCUCCCUAAUCCUGAUACUGAGAUAGGGUGUCUGAUCUCCUGAAGACAUUGCUGUUCAACUUCUGAACCCUCUGCCUAAACUCAUCUUGCUUUGCAUCUGGGUACCCUACUUCACUGUCACCAACUCUAAAUAGAAAAUGGUCAUUACUUUUAAAUCUUAUUUCUCUAAUAAUUAUAGUAGUUUCCCUUCCUUACCAAAUCCUGCAAAUAACUGUACUGAAACCUAGCUACAGGUCUCUAGCAACCUAAUAACGAGGUGCACAUGUUGAACAGUAGUAGUUACUACUAACUUUGAAGUUUUUUAAAAACCCACUAACUGUAUUGAGGUCCCCUUAUUCAAAGAUUACAAAACUCACUUCAGGGGGCUUCUACAACAUAAGAAAAUUCUGAAUUCCUUUUACUCUUGUAGUUGCUUACCAGUUUGUGUGUUUUGGGGCUGAUUUGAUGAAACUGCUUAUUUUUCCUCCCUGGAGUCCCCAGUGUUGUAGGAGAGGCUCCUGACACGGUUUUUAUGCAGAGCUUCUCAAAGCUGUAAGAAUCCUGAAUACAUAAAGCCUUAAAGUAUUUAUUCUACCUCUUGACCAAUUUGACCUUUCCUCUUAGGAAGGGGCCUCGCCUGUUCUUUCUGAAACAGAAAUCUUGGGUUGAAGACCUUGAGCCUGGACAACACUUCUCUCUCUGGGCAGCAGGAAAAAAACGUUCAUUGCUUUUUCUACCUGCCAUCUGAAUUUACCGGAGACUCUUGAUGGGCUGUGGUUUUCCCUUGACCGGACUUCUAACCAGCUGUCUGACUCAAACAGGCUCCUUCUUCAGGAGAGAACAUUGAUGUUAGGAUGUCUGGACGCGGAAAGAAAAAUGUGAAACCGACAACUGCCUCGAAGACAACCAAGUCAGUGAAGGCUGGUCUGCAAUUCCCAGUGGGUCGUGUCCACCGGCUUCUCAAAAGAGGGAACUAUGCUGAGAGAAUAGGUGCUGGCGCUCCGGUUUACCUGGCGGCCGUGCUGGAAUAUCUGACUGCUGAGAUAUUGGAACUGUCAGGAAAUGCUGCUCGUGAAAACAAGAAAAGCAGGAUUGGGCCACGACACAUCCAGCUGGCCGUGAGGAAUGACGAAGAGCUGAACAAGCUGUUUGCUGGGGUGACCAUUGCUGAAGGAGGAGUUAUGCCCAACAUCCUUCCUGCUCUUGUUCCCAAGACCACAAAGGUGCCUAAGCAAGGACUAAAAGAUGGCCAGUCACAGGAAUUCUAGUAACAGCUAGUCUGCUGAAAGGGUGCUGUUUCUAAGGCUGGCUUUCUCCACAACACUAGCACUUCAUGCACCUAGGACUCUUGGUUGUAAUCCAUAUAUUUAUACAUAGACUGUAUGUCUUCACUGCUUGUAAAUAAGGCACCUCCUAAGGACUCCCUCCUGUGGUGUGUGGUUUUUAAAUCGACUUUGAAAUAAAUACUUAGUGCAUAGAGAAGCCCCUGAAACUUGUUUUCUGAAGUUGGCAGAUAGAGAAA